AUGGCUUUGUUUUGCUUACGGGCAACUCAAAUCAACAGCACUCUUCCAUUCCCAGCUGAGCUCUUAUUUGGUAGACCAAUCCAAGACAACCUGCCAAAGAAAAUACCGAAAGGAAAAACAACUGAGGAGGUGACUAGCAGACUAUUACAGCGGCAAGCUACGCAGAAAUACUACCAGGACAGAAAUACAAAACCACUCCAACCAUUAAAACCUGGUCAAAGUAUAAACAUCCAAGACCCAAGGACAAAAACCUGGAAACCCGCAGAGAUAAAAGAGAAAAUUCAAGAA
Paramuricea clavata is the source of this 288-nucleotide messenger RNA. Lineage: Eukaryota; Metazoa; Cnidaria; Anthozoa; Malacalcyonacea; Plexauridae. The record is from the annotation of a GenBank genome assembly.